GCUCUGGAAUCUCAGAGAAGAACACAAAUCAGCUUCAUGGCAAGACCUAGAAACAUCAAGAACUCACUGAUGACACUGAACCCAACUUUUUUCUUGCACUUUCUUGCACUUUCUCCAUUCACUUCACUCCUUUUCUCGCCCAAGAAAAGCCCGAGAAACCGCCACCCAUGUUCGGCACCAAAACCCUCUUUCUUCUUUCUCUCUCUUCUCAUCUUCUUCAGUUUCCUGGGAGUUCUAAUCCUCAGCUCCAUACUCAUUUCUCAGAACAAAGUCCCAUGCUCUGCGAACCCGUCUUCAUCACCAUUCAGUAGCUUCUCCUUCCCUUUUUUCUCAUCUUCAUACUCUCCUCUGCACAUAGCCUCUCUUUCGGCUUUGAUUUCGGCCAGUUCUGAAGAUGAUGAUGAUGAGCCAAGACUGUCACAGAGUGUAAUGGUGCCACUACCGGUUCAUCGGGUUUCGGGAAAUCUGUCCGAGGAGGAGAGAGAGUUCUGGCAGCAGCCAGAUGGGGAAGGAUACCAACCGUGCUUGGAUUUAAGUAUCGGGUACCGGAGAGCAUCAGCGGGGAUUCUGAAGGGGAAGCGGAGGUUCCUGAUGGUGGUGGUUUCCGGAGGAUUGAAUCAGCAAAGGAAUCAAAUUAUUGAUGCAGUUGUCAUUGCUAGAAUUCUUGAAGCCGCAUUGGUUGUACCAGUUUUGCAGGUCAAUCACAUUUGGGGAGAUGAAAGGUACUCCUCUCCGAUUGAUCACAUUGUUAAUUAG
Messenger RNA from Camellia sinensis, 756 nucleotides. Lineage: Eukaryota; Viridiplantae; Streptophyta; Magnoliopsida; Ericales; Theaceae. The record is from RefSeq and is a predicted model, not a curated record.